GUCCCGCCCCCUUCUCUGACUCCCUGUAUCCCGCGGCGGCGCUUCUCUGGAAGCAAUGGAGGCAUCCGAUCCUGUGGUCGCACCUCAGAGGGAAGAGGCAUCCUGCUCUUCCUGGGGGGCCGGCAGCAUGAAUACACAUUUGCCCAUCAUGUCAACAGAAUCUGUGGAGAUUGAUGAUGCAUUAUACAGUCGACAGAGGUACGUUCUUGGAGAUACAGCAAUGCAGAAGAUGGCCAAGUCCCAUGUUUUCUUAAGUGGUAUGGGUGGUCUUGGUUUGGAAAUCGCCAAGAAUCUUGUUCUUGCGGGAAUUAAGGGACUUACAAUUCAUGAUGUAGAAAAAUGCCAAGCAUGGGAUCUAGGAACCAACUUCUUUCUCUGUCAAAAUGAUGUUGUUAAUAAAAGAAACAGGGCUGAAGCUGUUCUUCAACAUAUUGCAGAACUAAAUCCAUACGUUCAUGUCACAUCAUCUUCUGUUCCUUUAAAUGAAACCACAGAUCUUUCCUUCUUAGAUAAAUACCAGUGUGUAGUAUUGACUGAGGUCAAACUUCCAUUGCAGAAGAAAAUCAACAACUUUUGCCGUUCUCAGUGCCCUCCAAUUAAGUUCAUCAGUACAGAUAUACAUGGAAUUUGGUCACAGCUGUUUUGUGAUUUUGGUGAUGAAUUUGAAGUUUUAGAUACAACGGGAGAAGAACCAAAAGAAAUCUUCAUUUCAAAUAUAACGCAAGCUAAUCCUGGCAUUGUAACUUGCCUUGAAAAUCAUCCUCACAAACUUGUGACAGGGCAAUUCUUAAAAUUUCGAGAAAUUAAUGGAAUGACAGGCUUAAAUGGAUCUAUACAACAAAUAACUGUGGUAUCACCAUUUUCUUUUAGCAUUGGCGAUACUACAGAACUGGAACCUUAUUUACAUGGAGGCAUAGCUGUCCAAGUUAAGACGCCUAAAACAUUUUACUUUGAAUCAUUGGAGAAGCAGAUAAAACAUCCAAAGUGCCUUAUUGCAGAUUUUGGCAAACCUGAGGCACCUUUGCAGAUUCACACAGCUAUGCUUGCACUGGACCAGUUUCGGGAGAACUACAGACGCAAGCCUAAUAUAGGAUGCCAAAAAGAUUCAGAAGAGCUGUUGAAAUUAGCAACAUCUAUAAGUGAAACCUUGGAAGAGAAGCCUGAAGUAGAUGCUGACAUUGUGCGUUGGCUUUCUUGGACUUCGCAAGGCUACUUAGCCCCACUUGCAGCAGCAGUAGGAGGAGUUGCCAGCCAGGAAGUAUUGAAAGCAGUGACAGGAAAGUUUUCUCCUUUGUGCCAGUGGUUAUACAUUGAAGCAGCAGAUAUUGUUGAAUACCUAAGCAAACCUGAACGUGAAGAGUUUCUUCCACGAGGAGAUAGAUAUGAUGCCUUACGAGCCUGCAUUGGAGACAGUCUAUGUCAGAAGCUACAAAAUUUGAAUAUCUUCUUGGUAGGAUGUGGAGCCAUAGGCUGUGAAAUGUUAAAAAAUUUUGCUUUACUUGGUGUUGGCACAAGCAAAGAGAAGGGAAUGAUUACAGCUACAGAUCCUGACUUGAUAGAAAAAUCCAACUUGAACAGGCAGUUCCUAUUUCGUCCUCAUCACAUACAGAAACCUAAAAGCUAUACUGCUGCUGAUGCAACCCUGAAAAUAAAUCCUCAGGUGAAGAUAGAUGCACACUUGAACAAAGUAUGUCCAGCCACUGAGGCUAUUUACAGUGAUGAGUUCUACACUAAACAAGAUAUAAUUAUCACUGCAUUAGAUAAUGUGGAAGCCAGGAGAUAUGUAGACAGCCGAUGCAUAGCAAAUCUACGGCCACUCCUAGAUUCUGGAACAAUGGGCACUAAGGGACACACUGAAGUUAUUGUACCUCAUUUGACUGAAUCCUAUAAUAGUCAUCGGGAUCCCCCAGAAGAGGAAAUACCAUUUUGUACUCUAAAAUCCUUUCCAGCUGCUAUUGAACAUACUAUACAGUGGGCAAGAGAUAAGUUUGAAAGUUCCUUUUCCCACAAGCCUUCAUUAUUUAACAAAUUUUGGCAAACCUAUCCUUCUGCAGAAGAAGUCUUACAGAAGCUACAAACUGGACACAGUUUAGAAGGCUGUUUUCAAGCUAUUAAGUUACUUAGCAGAAGACCUAGGAAUUGGUUCCAGUGUGUAGAGUUAGCAAGAUUAAAGUUUGAAAAGUAUUUUAACCAUAAGGCUCUUCAGCUUCUUCACUGUUUCCCUCUAGAUACCCGAUUAAAAGAUGGCAGUUUGUUUUGGCAGUCACCGAAGAGGCCUCCCUCUCCAAUAAAAUUUGAUUUCAAUGAACCUUUGCACUUCAGUUUCCUUCUGAAUGCUGCAAAAUUAUAUGCUACUGUCUAUUGCAUUCCAUUUACAGAAGAGGACAUAUCAGCAGAUGCCCUCUUGAAUAUGCUUUCCGAAGUAAAGAUUCAAGAAUUUAAACCUUCCAGUAAGGUUAUUCAGACAGAUGAAACAGCACAGAAACCAGACCAUGUUCCUGUCAGCAGUGAAGAUGAGAGGAAUGCUGUUUUCCAACUAGAAAAGGCUAUUUCAUCUAACAAAGUUACCACAAGUGACCUUCAGAUGGCAGUCCUUUCGUUUGAAAAAGAUGAUGAUCAUAAUGGACACGUAGAUUUCAUCACAGCUGCAUCAAAUCUUCGUGCCAAAAUGUAUAGCAUUAAACCAGCUGACCGUUUCAAAACAAAGCGCAUAGCUGGUAAAAUUAUACCUGCUAUAGCAACAUCCACUGCUGCAGUUUCUGGCUUGGUUGCAUUGGAGAUGAUCAAAGUAGCUGGUGGCUAUCCUUUUGAAGCUUACAAAAAUUGUUUCCUUAACUUAGCCAUUCCAGUUAUAGUGUUUACAGAAACAUCUGAAGUAAAAAAAACUGAAAUCAGAAAUGGAGUAUCAUUUACAAUUUGGGACAGAUGGACUAUACAUGGAAAAGAAGAUUUCACCCUCUUGGAUUUCAUAAAUGCAGUAAAAGAGAAGUAUGGAAUUGAGCCAACCAUGGUAGUACAGGGUGUCAAAAUGCUUUAUGUUCCUGUAAUGCCUGGUCAUGCAAAAAGAUUGAAGUUAACAAUGCAUAAACUUGUGAAACCUUCUACUGAAAAGAAAUAUGUGGAUCUCACUGUGUCAUUUGCCCCAGACAUUGAUGGUGAUGAAGAUUUGCCUGGACCUCCAGUAAGAUACUACUUUAGUCAUGACACUGAUUAACAGAAGUUGUCUUAAAGUUAUUCCAGGACUUCUUGAUUUUGGAAAGAGUGCACUUAAUUCAGAAGCUAAGAAAUCAACUCACAAUAUUAUGGAUUUCUCUUUGAGGAAGCCUUAAUUUAAGGGAAAUAUCAGUAGAAAACUACACUGAAGAAUUGCAGAACAUUUUGGAGCAUAGUGUACACUUGUCUAGUGCUUCAUACAUGGAUAUUGAUCACAAGCAACUUUGAAUUGGAAUGUCAUCUUACAAUGCUUACAGGAAAUUUAUGGAUUAACGUCUCUGAAUGAAUAGAAGGAAAAAAUGUGUAUCCAUGACCAGAAUAGAUGAAAGAUCGAGGAAUUGAAAACAGCUAUCCAAAAAGUUUAAUCCUAUUUUAUGAAUUUAUUUGAUUAGUAUUUGAGGCCCAAAAUAGUGUCAGGCACCCCGCACAUCUGAUGAUUAGGCUUUGAAUUUUAACAUCAGUGAGAAUCGGAGGGAUGAUAGUGAUGGAUGAAAAGGAGACAUUUUAAGUUGUACAGUUGUAGUUCAUUGUCCUGUUACCUCAGCUAGUUUAACCAGAGUUUGUUAUAUCACUAUCUCCCAAAGAUCAGGACUUCUGUUGAUAGCAUCAGUGCUGUAAGCCCUGAGCAGUAGGUCACAUGACACAUGUUACCUGGGACUAAAUGUUAAUAGUAUUAUAUGGACUCUGACAGCCCUCUCAGAGAAUCUGUGAAUGUGAACAGAUAAAUGUGGCUAACCAGUUGAUUCUUCCAUAUGCCUUCUAAUGUGGCCCUUUUAUUUAUUUGGAACUCUAAACCUGAUUGUCGUAGUUUGUAAAAUUAAAAGGUUUUGUGAAAGGAGUGUUUUUUAAAAGUAGGUGAAAACUAGAAAUUAAAAAGUUAUCACUAGUUGAGUCUUGGAUUUUUUUUUCCUUCCAGCAAACUAAUGGACAGAAAAAAUAAUUUAAUAUUUUAUUUUAAAGAGAAACAUAUUAUUUUAUUCUGCAUUCCCAGAAAGGGAGUUGAUGAAAAUAAAAAUUUAUUUUUUUAGGUCUUUAUUGAUAGAAACUUUCUGUUUUCUGAUGUGACCUGUUGCCGAUGUUCAUAAAAGUGCUUUCAUUAAAAUGACAGAGUAUACUGAACAUUGUAAACUUAGUGAAAAUAACAAGUGUUUCUUUUUUUUUUUUAUUGUUCUAUUACAGUUGUCCCGAUUUUCCGCCAUUGCUCUCCCUCGCCUCACCCACCCUCCCUCCCCACCAUCAAUCCCUCUUCUAAGACUAUCUUAUAUUCUAAAGCCAAUUUAACCACCAGAAGUUGUUUUCCUCUGACUGCUUCUCUUCUGCUCUCCUGUUAGGCCAUUAAUAGCUAUUUCGAUAAAAACUAAAUUCCCAUCAAUAUUACUGCAAUUUGGUAUCUCUUUAUACCCUUUGCUUAACUUUCCUUUUAUUGUAUUUACAAGUACUUUAAAUUACUUUGUCCAGCAGCUGUAAUUUUUUCCUUUGCAAAAGUAUCCAGGUGAGAAAACAAAUUUCUUUAGGAAUGGAGGAUGAAUUUGUAUGAUUAACAGAUAAUCUGUGCAUUGGGAGGUGAAGAGAAGUGGACAAGAUGAAUUUAAAGGAAAUGACUAUAAGAAGCCUUUUUCCCACAUCCAUCUUGUUUUGUGCUCCAUGACAAUACCUGAUAUUGUCUAGGUAGCCAUUCAAUAAUAGUCAACUGUGACCUAAUAGCUUACCAUUUGGUGUAAAUUUCGAUAUCUCUUCAAAAGUAAAUUCAGAACCAUGCUAUCAAUUUUAUUUGUAGAGAUACAAACCAAAUCAAAAGGGAUUAAGUUCAUUUUGUGAUUACACCUGAAACCAUUUUGUCAGGGCUUUUUUCCCCUGUAGGUAAUGGUUAUUGCCAUUAACAUCUUCUGUUUAGUUCUACUAAGCCGGAAAGCCAAGUUGAUGUUAAUGAUAAUUUUUUUGUUCUGUCUUGUUUAUUUCUGUACCAUAAGAUUACUGUUGGUGAUUGCAGUUCUAGGUGCAAAAAUUAAUUUGAUUUUGUACGGUACCACUGAGUAAUUUUUUACUUAUUAAAAAUAAAUUAAGAAAUUUGACAAUAUCUCUGUAAAUCCUGUUCCAUAGUUGACUCCAGAGAUUCCAGUUUUACCUUUUAUUUUGUGGGUAAUGUUGCUUUGGCAUUUCCUAAUUUUUAAGUUAUGUAGUCGUGGAGAUACACAGUCACUGGGUGUGGUGGGACAACAAAGUGCUUUUUGCUCCUAGAAAUUCCAUUAAGACAUCUGUGGGGGAAUGGUGGUGACCAUGUGAAAACCUAGACCUGCUAUAUCCUGUACUGUUCAUUGAAGAUUUUCAAGUCCAUUUUGGACUUCAAAACAGUUAUGUUAACUUACCAGUAAGUUCCUCUAAAUUGUCCCAAACGUAAUCCACUAUUUUAAAAUUAGUAAAAUGAAGACAAAGAAAAUAGUUUUCUUGAUCUAAAAAUUCACCCAUAAUGAAUACUGUCAAAAAUUCAUUUAAAUACAAUCACUAGGUGUGAGUUUAGUUAUUUUACUUUUAACAAAUUCAGUAGGAAAUUGAGGUCUUGGAGAUCACAAUAAGUAAUGAGGUAAUUUUCAUUUCUUUUUCUCUCACCUUGUCCUAGCUUUUUUUUUUAAUUCAAAAAAUUAAUAUUGAAGAGUACAUAAAAUGUAAAUAUGCAGUUUUAUGGAAUCAUUUUAAGGUCAGCUCUCAAAUCAAUAGAACAGUGACAGCAGCUUGGAACUCCUGCCCCUGGUAGUCUCUUUCCAAUCCCAGUCAGCUUCCCCACACAUACCUUCUGGCAGUAAUACUCCCCUACCUUCCGUGAUAACUAUGUCUUUGUGUGUUUGUUUUCUUUUCAUUGAAACCAUGUUCCAUUUGAUAGGGGGUUUUUUUAAUAUAUAAUCUUUAUUAUAUAUUUUUUCCAUUCCAUUUAGUUCCCUUAUACCUUCCUCCACCGAGCAAUCACCUCAAGUUUUAGUGUUACCACCUAUGUAUGUACUUAAAGAAUACUAUUUACUUUUUGAUGGUUUUGAACUUUAUGUAAAUAGAAUCAUACUGUAUUAUUCUGUGGCUGCUUCUUUCAUUGAACAAAAGAUUCAUCCA
This is a messenger RNA of Phyllostomus discolor (pale spear-nosed bat), 6312 nucleotides long. RefSeq names its product ubiquitin like modifier activating enzyme 6 (gene UBA6). Gene Ontology annotation, biological process: protein sumoylation. The coding region runs from base 56 to 3214 and encodes 1052 amino acids. NCBI's taxonomy places the organism in Eukaryota, Metazoa, Chordata, Mammalia, Chiroptera, Phyllostomidae. Gene Ontology annotation, molecular function: SUMO activating enzyme activity. Gene Ontology annotation, cellular component: cytoplasm; SUMO activating enzyme complex. The record is from RefSeq and is a predicted model, not a curated record. The transcript is spliced from 33 exons.